This is a messenger RNA of Hemicordylus capensis (graceful crag lizard), 10823 nucleotides long. RefSeq names its product CREB regulated transcription coactivator 1 (gene CRTC1). The transcript has 14 exons. NCBI's taxonomy places the organism in Eukaryota, Metazoa, Chordata, Lepidosauria, Squamata, Cordylidae. Gene Ontology annotation, cellular component: nucleus; cytoplasm. The coding region runs from base 129 to 2018 and encodes 629 amino acids. Gene Ontology annotation, molecular function: cAMP response element binding protein binding. The record is from RefSeq and is a predicted model, not a curated record. Gene Ontology annotation, biological process: positive regulation of transcription by RNA polymerase II; protein homotetramerization.
CUCUCGGCUCCAGGCCCCGCCCGCGGCGCAUGCGCAGUGGCGUCGGCUGAGCCCGGUGGGAGGAGGAGGGGGUCCUCGUCGUCGUCGGUGGCGGCGGCGCGGCGGGGGGGCGAUGCGGACGGGCGAAGAUGGCGGCCUCGUCGAACAACCCGCGGAAAUUCAGCGAGAAGAUCGCGCUGCACAACCAGAAGCAGGCCGAGGAGACGGCGGCCUUCGAGGAGGUCAUGAAGGACCUCAGCCUCACGCGCGCCCACCGGCUACAGCUGCAAAAGACCCAGUAUUUGCAGCUGGGGCAGAGCCGUGGCCAGUAUUAUGGAGGGUCCCUGCCAAACGUCAAUCAGAUCGGGAGCAGCGCCAUGGACCUGCCCUUCCAGACUCCGUUUCAGUCGUCGGGCUUGGACACCAGCAGGACAACCCGGCACCAUGGACUGGUGGACAGAGUGUACCGUGACCGGAAUCGCCUCGGUUCGCCGCACCGGCGCCCGCUCUCUGUGGAUAAACACGGCCGACAGGUGGACAGCUGUCCGUAUGGUGCGGUGUACCUGUCCCCUCCUUCGGAUACAAGCUGGAGAAGGACCAAUUCAGAUUCUGCCCUGCACCAGAGCACGAUGACCCCCACUCAGCCUGAGCCGUUCUCAGGAGGGUCUCAAGACAUGCAGCAGAAAAGAGUCUUACUGUUGACCGUCCCGGGCAUGGAGGAAGGCACCUCGGAGACAGACAAAAGCCUUUCGAAGCAAGGCUGGGAGGCUAAGAAGACGGGAUCUUCGAGGCCAAAGUCCUGCGAAGUUCCAGGAAUCAACAUCUUUCCAUCAGCCGACCAGGAAAACACUACUGGGCUUAUCCCUGCCACUCACAACACAGGCGGCUCCUUGCCGGACCUGACAAACAUCCACUUCCCUUCUCCCCUCCCAACACCGCUUGACCCAGAAGAGUCCACCUUCCCCUCCAUGAGCAGUUCCAACAGCACCGGGAACCUUGCGGCCAACCUGACACACAUGGACAUCAGCACCGCCAAUCAGGGAAUGACGAUGACGCAGGCCUCUUCCCAGCAGCAGCAGCAACAGCAGCAGCAACAGCAGCACCGCCAAUCAGCUGUCAGCCCCCUUUCGCUGAACACAGACUCCAGGAGGCCCCAAUCCCAACAGGUGUCUCCUACACUCUCACCCCUCUCGCCCAUCACUCAGGCGGUGGCGAUGGACGCCCUCUCCCUGGAGCAGCAACUCCCGCCCUACCCGUUCUUCACCCAGACGAGCGCGCAGCAGCAGCAGCAGACCCAGCUGGCGAGCGCCCUCCCGCCCAACGCCUCCCUGAUGCAGACCUCCGGCUUGCAGCGCGGAGUGCAGCUGCCCCCGCUCUCGGUCACCGUCCCUUCCACCAUCCCCCAGUCUCCUCCGGGCAACCAGAGCCAGACUCCAAUGGGGAUAGACAUCAGUUCGGGCUCCCUCCAGCAGUACCGCAGCAAUGCCGGCUCCCCGGCCAACCAGUCUCCCACCUCUCCUGUCUCCAAUCAAGCUUUCUCUCCUGGCAGCUCCCCUCAACAAGCGUCCAUCCUGGGGAGCGUCUUUGGGGACUCCUGUUACGAUCAGCAGAUGACCACCCGGCAGGCCAACGCCUUAUCCCAUCAGCUUGAGCAGUUCAACAUGAUCGAGAGCGCCAUCAGUUCCAACAGCCUGUACAGCCCCUGCUCCACCCUCAACUACUCCCAGGCGGCCAUGAUGGGGCUCACUGGCAGCCACGGAAGCCUGCAGGACUCUCAGCAGCUCAGCUACGCCAGCCACGGGAACAUCCCCAACAUCAUCCUCACAGUGACCGGGGAGUCUCCUCCCAGUCUGUCGAAGGACCUGACCAACUCCCUGGCCGGGGUGGGGGACGUCAGCUUCGACUCGGAUUCCCAGUUCCCUCUGGACGAACUCAAAAUCGACCCCUUGACCUUGGAUGGGCUGCAUAUGCUCAACGACCCCGACAUGGUCCUUGCCGACCCCGCCACAGAGGACACGUUCCGGAUGGACCGGCUGUAGGGCCGGCGGGAGGCCGUGCGGCGCGGAGAGAGCCCCACCGAGGGCCGGCGGCGGGCCCCGGAGCGUCUGCACCAUCCCGGCGCCCUGAAGGAGAGCGAGACCCGCCCCGCCCCGGGCCCGUCGCAGCCAGUGGGGGGCUGCUGAGAGUCUCGGCCCCGUGGUGUCCAGUUAGCAGCAGCGCUUGUUCUACAUUUGCCGAGCGGCCGUCCUGCCUUCCUCCCCGCUUUCCCCGCGGCACCCUUUGAGUCCUCCGUGCACACUUGGCCGUCGAGAAGAGGGAGAGGGGCUUUCUGGCAAGAGCUGCCCCCCCGCCCCCCCAGCUUCCCUCUGCUUCUCACCAAAGUUCCAGCGUUUGGUUCUUUAUCCUUUUUGCACUAACUCCCCCCACCCACCCCCCUUUUUUGUGGGUGCAGAAGGGGAGAGAGAGAGAGAGGAGAUUGGUCUCCCCCCUCUCCCGGGGCGGGGCAGAGUCCAGAAAGUCCAUAGAUUUCCUUUCCCUUUUGGGUUUCAUUUUUAACUUCUGUGUGUAAACGACCGAGCCUUCGGUCUCUGUUCCGGAAACGGCCGCCUCUGCGUGGAUCGGCUUUUGUGGCCACAGAGGGGCAGGUUACUCAGUACUGAUCGCGCCGCCCGCCCCCCCCGCCGCCCCUGACUUCUCAAGCUACCUUGUUGGUGUUUGCUCCCUUCCUGAUGGAAAGUGGGGUGGGGGCCAGUGGGGCAGGCGGAGGGCGGGCUGACUUUCCAGAGGCGCUUCCUGGGGGGGGGGGGUGUGAGUGAAGGGGGAGCGCAGCUUGCAGCCUCCCGCUGCCCACCCGGAUCUGUUCCCUCCGCUCCCACUGCUUCCGGUUAGCCCUUCACGCCUCUGCUCUUGAAAGCAGGAGGCCUUUCUGUCUGUCCAUCCGUCCAGGGAUUUCGUGGUGCCAGGACUCCUCUUGAAGCAGCAACUGUGUGUGUGUGAGUGCGUGCGGGCUAGGGUGACGGCGGAAAAAAUAAAGCGCUUACUCUUUUCAAAAGACACUUUUGCGGGGUGGGAGGGAUUGUGCAUGCCGGUUCUGUAACUUCGUCACCUGGAGGGCAGGGGAGCAGCAGUCUUGUGCAGGCUGGGAUGGUGACGACUGUUUGUGUUUUUUGUUUUUGUUUGUUUUGCAAAGGGUUAUCUUCAUCAAUGCAAGCGGUUUGGUUUCCUGUUUUGCACAGGAGAUGUAGUCCUUGUCUUGUGUGAACUCUCCCGUGUGCAGAAAGUGUCGGGCGAGGUGGGAAAGCCAGUGGAAUCUGGGUGGCUUUGGAUUUGGGGGCGGGGGGGGCAGGCCGGGCCAAUGGGGGCAGUCUGUCAAGGGAGGCUCCUCUCCACCUUGGACCCUGAGCAUGGGGACAGUGGGGCCUGCCCCAGCUUUUCCCGCUGGCAGUUUCCUUUCCCUCGCUGCAUGAAGGGCACGGAGAUCUUUGCCUGUGUGUCUAGAGCCGUUUGAGAAAGGGAAGUCGGAGCCCCGGAGGAACCGGCCCUCUGCACGCUCCAGUUGGCUGGUUGGCAAGGACAAGCCUCUGCCAUUGCGCAGGGUGCCACGGGGCGCACGGGGGUGCCCCAGAUCGUAGCUGGACCCCAAAGAGCUUCCUGAGGUGUGCUUGAGAGUUGCCAGGGCUCUGAGUGAGCCAGGCUGGUCUCGCUUCCUGUGGGCGGGGCCUGCUCCUCCCCUCUCUGUGCUUGGUUUGUUGGAUGAAACACUAAUUCCGAGCCUGCCUUGGGGGACCUGCGUCGAGCUGGUUCUCGGGGACUUGGAACGGAGCUCACUUCUGGACUUUUCCUCUGGCCCAUCUAGGGUGAGAAGCUGUGUCCUUGGUUGCUGCUGCUGUUCCCUCUUUGGCCCCCGGGUCGGAUCCCUGCCUUCUGCUCCUCUGGCUCCGGGCUCAGCACCCUCUCCCACCCCUUCCUCUCAUAUACUGCCAGCUUCUCUUUGCCAAUCCCGGUCUCCCAACUUCUAGCAGGAUGUCUCCAUACGUUCCCGGAAGCAGUUUUUUGCCCCCCAGGAAAAUCCUGUCCUGUGUGCAUGUUUGCUUGCAUUUGGUUUGUGCCAUUGGGUUAGCGUUUUAUGUUUUUGCACUUAAAAAAAAAAGGUGAAUUUUAUUUUUAAAAAAGUGUACAGACUUGUAGGUUGUCUGUGUAGUGCUUCAGCACAAUUUUCCCACCCACCCCGUGGCUUCAAUUCCCGAAAAUCCCCCCCCCCUUUUUUUUAACCCUUGACAGUAUUUUAUCCUGAUCUCCCCUAGGGUUUUUGUUGGUCCGUUUAUUUCAGGUUUGCUACAGAUUUCCUCCAUAUCAAGUAGGGACAUCCUCAGUACAAACAUGAACUAUUUCAGUGCCAGCCCAGUUCAGUCAGGAAGUGCCCUUCGGGUUCCCAGAGCUGUUAAAUUCAUUUGUUUGGGUCUGUCUUAAUCUGUGCACUGUGUUCUGUUAGCCAAAAUGUAAGGAUCUGUUGUCCAACCCGGGGGAAGAUUCACUACACUUCAACUGGAUGGUUUUAUGAAGGUAUCUUGCUAAAUUGCAACUUCUUUCUUUCUCUUUUUUAUAAAACAAAACCCUGCAUAUGUACAUAGGAGCGCUCGGGUGCUGAUAACUUGUAAGUAGUUUGUUUUGCAGGAUGGCCUUAAUUUAAAAACAUGUAUAGAGAUAUAAAUAUACAGAACCUUACCUGAAUGCAGUUUGUUUGGGCUAGAUGGGGAUUUAAGGACCAUUUUGCUUCGAAGGAUCUUUCCCCGCCAACUUCUGUUUUGUUUUUUCCGGGGUGGGAUCUGCGAACUGGCUGGGACGUAGAGGGAGGAGUUUUUGCUCUUCCUUCCUCUCUCCAGUAAGGGACCGUGUUGCUGCUUUUACUGAAGGGUUUGAGAACCCAGGCGCUAAGUUUGGUACCAGUAUUUUCUACCCGCUUUAUUUUCCAUUCCUUCUUUUAAAACCCCCCCCCCCGCCUUUCAGCUCUAUAAUUAUUUGAUGAACGCAGUCCUUUAAGAAAUGUGUGUCUGUUGCUUAGUGAAGGGGAAGCCGGUUAGAAAGGGCAUUCCUGUUGAAAUGCAGCGUUGGGUUGGGAUUUCAUCCCAGAGCGUUGGGCAUGGGCAUGCCUGCGUACUGUCCCCUCUCUCGGCCUCUGUACCUGCUAGCUGGAACCGGGUAGCUGAAUAUACUGCUGGUGGCAGGGCUGUGGGUGUGCCCCCCACCCAGGCAGGCUCCAGGAAGGGGCCCCACAGGUGAGGGGUGUGUGCUCUGAAGAGGGAGGCCCUAGAGAAGUUGGACUCCUUGGAUGCACCGCCAUUCAGCAGGAGCAUAUAAAAGGCUUUGUGUGGAAUCGGACACAGAAUUCAGCUUUGGUUAGUGGGUGUGCUCCUCCCAUUCCCUGUCCUUCAGCCUACAGAGAUAAGACUUGAAAGACCAAAGCCUGAGAAAACCAGAGAGCUGUCUGGAUGAGUUUCCAGUGGUUGUCAGUAGAACUUCUCCAUGGAAAAACAUCUCUGAGAGCAUGCAGAGUGCUUCUGUCUCCCCCUCCCUGUGAAUGCCCGUGGCUUUUGCCCAGGUGCACUAAAUCAUGAAAGAGCGUCUUUCCGAGUCCAUUCUGCAGGACUGUGCACAUUUUCUUCAAGUCCAGCAGGUCUUUCUAUCAGCACAGCACACGGACGGCCUACCACCCAGGGGUGUUGUAAGCAUUGUGUUAGGAGAAAGCACUCCCAUCCGGAGUCGGUCCUGAACCUUCCUUUUCAGCCUCCAGCCAAACGGGAUGCAUCAUCCCUGCCAAAUUUUUACGGGGGCAGGUCUGUUGGCCAGCCGGAAGGAAAGGAGGACUGGCAAAGUUGCCUCGUGCGGGGAUCCCUUUCCCAGUGGCACCUGCGGGGUGAGAGUCACUGCAGCACCAGAGCAAAUGUGAGGGACCCUAAGGCCCUGGGGGCAGUGUCUUGUCUGCGAGCAGGGCCCAGGGGCGUUCGGUUUACAAGCCCAGAAGGCUGAGCUGCCAUGGCAGGCAGCUUUCAGCCCAGCAUGGAUCAGUGAGCUGAGGGAGCCGAUGACGUUCUGCCGAUUUGGGGCCGAACUCCCUGCGGGCUGAGCUUCCUGGUCGCCAGCCCUCAGCGGAACCUCGGCUGUGGUGCCUCCCCACACCGGCAUGGCCUCCUUGGCUCCACGAGCGGGUGGCGCUGGUCUGGGGAGGGGGCGCAGCCCGGGAGUCUCACGUGCUCCUACUGGGGCUGACCUCAGGCUGGAGCAGGGGGCCCUUGCGCUCCUAGAGCAGCCCCAGUCCCGCCUUUUCUUCCAGAACCAGGCGGCCCCCUCGCUAAAAGGAACCUUUCUGGGAAGUCUGAAGAGAAGGGAUGCAUUCAUACUGGGCCUUUACAGCUGGCCUCUCCAGACUCUCCGUUUCCAGAGCCCAACAGUGGGCGGCCCCAGAUUGUGGGUGAGCGCCCCCCACAUCCCCACUUCACAGCUGCCUGGAGGAGCAGUUUCCCUGCCCCGCCAGAGCGUGCGCUCCCUUCUCCUGCCCCAUGCUGCCGGCUGUCUAGGGAGGCCCCAGUUCCCCUGCCAGACCACUCUGGGCGUCCAAAGUGAUCUGCUCUUGCCACUUCCGUUUCCCGUGGGGUGGGGUGGGGUGGGGUGUCCUGGGACCAAAAGGCAGGACCUGGGUUUCCAGUUAAGAAUAUACUUCAGAACCAGCUGAUCCGCUUCAGUCCCCAAACCAGGAUUGUUUCUGAAGCCAGACAACGAGUAGAGAGGGGUGUGUGUGUGUGUGUGUCUGUGUGUGUGAGAGAGAGAAAGAGAGAGCGCAUAAAUUGUGAUUAAGUACAAAAGAUUAAGACUUAAAUGCAGGGAGUGGGGGGGGGGAUAAGUUAUUUAAUGCCUCUCAUAGUGCUCCACCUUCCAUUCUGUUCUGGCUAGAAUGACUGCCCAGUUCCAGAGGCAGUCUGCCUCUGAAGGCCAGCAGCCGAGGGCGGUCUUGCCUUUGUGUCCUGCUUCACGGGGCGGUGGCGGGGGGGGGAUCUGGGGCUGGCCACUGUUGGAAGCGGGACACUGAGCUCGUGGGGGUCUCUUCUUCUGCUCCAGGGGGGUUCUUCUUACACGAGGGGGCAAGGGCCACCCCCCAGAAGACCCAUCUUGAGUCUGAUUGCCCCACGCCCAGGGGGAGGCAGCCGCAUCGACCGUUGGGGUCCAUGGCCGGCCCCCUUGCUUGCGCUCGGCUCCUCAGACAAGCCGUUUGCGCCGGCAUGCCCUUCCCGCUCCCUUGACCGCCUCUUCCUUUUACAAACCAGCUGGCCAAGAGACAGGCCUGUCUUGUUCUCUCUUCCUUUCCCCUGUAACCUUUCCGCACCUGAAGGUGCAGGCACACCCUCUGAGCCAACCUCGGGUUGGGACACAGUCAGAUCUCGAUGUGAGUGACUGCUGGCUUCCUCCUCCCUUAAGGGAGCGGUUUUCGUGCAUCCUCAGAUGCCUCUAAAUACCAGUUGCAGGAGAGUAAUGGCAGGAGGGAGGGCAUGCCCCUUUCAACUCCAGCUUGUAGGCUUCCAGCAGCAUCUGGUGGGCCACUGUGCGAAACAGGAUGCUGGACUAGAUGGGCCUCCUUGGGCCUGAUCCAGCAGGGCUGUUCUGAUGAUCUUAUGAUGUUGGCUCAGCAGUGUGAGAGGCUUAGCAGCGGAGGGCAGAACUCCCCCAAAGAGACCAGUCCUCCCCCCUCUUCGCCCCAUGAUGCAGGGAGUUCUCGGGGCACGUUAUCACAUGAGGGAGCAACGGCGUGUGCACCCUAAAAUGCUCCCUUUCAGUCCUUUGCAAAGCAUGAAAGUUCCUCAGCAGGAAGGGUUGCCCCCCAGCCGAAAAGCGGGCGAGCCCCCUUGCUUUGGAUGCAAAUCCCGCCCUGUCUUGAUGCCUAUUCAACUCCUUUUUUGAGAAACCCUUUGGGAGGACAGUUGGGAGAGCGGCCCCCUGCCCCGCUCCUUGCUGGACGCUUUAAUUCCGAGCUCCCUUGCCACUGUGAUGACGGUGUGAACGAGCAAUUUGUACAGCCAUUCUUAUCUUAAAAAGCAGAGAAGCAAACACAAAUGAACUUUAUUUCUGGUUUGUUCUUUAAAUUUUGCUUAGGCAUGUCUUUAGGCGGUGGGCACGAGUCUGCAAUUUGCUUCCCUGUGCGCGGGGACUGUGGCGAUAUUUGACGAUGUAUUCCAGAAACCAUUUUUACCUUUUUAAAGGGGGAAAAAAACCACCCCCACCCCUGGGAUCAUUCAUGUGGAAUUUCUAUAUUGCAAGCUCGGGGGCGGGCGGGUGGGAGGUGCAGGGCAGGACUGACAUCCCAACACUACGACAUUCAGGAACUUGACUAUCUGUUUGUGUGUUCUUGUUUUUAUGUGUUUUUUUCUUUGGGUGUAUAAAAGUAAUGUCAGCUUGGCCGAUUUAAAGGCGGGGUGGGUGCAAGAGGCCCCCGGCGGCAGCUGCUUGCAUCCUGCAUUUCUGUAAGGAAGCGAAGUGUAUCGUAGCCCUCCGUAUCUGGCAUGUGCGUUGAGCAGAGGCUGUACAGGCGCUGCACCCUUCCCCCCCCCCGUCCCAUCAGCCAAUUGAGGCUUGUGCACCAAUCCUUUCUGCCAGUUGCAAUGAAUGCGUCCGCCUUGCCUGAUUUCUCCUCCACCUCCUCCUCCUCUUCCUGCACCCCACUCUUUCGCCACUCCCUUCGGCUGUCCAGCCAAACUUGCAUAAAAUCAACAGGAGGCUAGUUGGGGGGUGAUGGAUGGCGUCCUCCUCCCCCUGGCCCGGUCUGGGAGAUGCGUAGGAACCCCAGGAAAUGCUGCUGGCUGUGAGCUUGUCUUCUGCGGCCGCCUGGCUGUUGGAUGCCAGCUGUUGCCACAGGCUUGGACGUGCUGUCGGUUUCUCAUGUGGCAGGCCCCAGGCAAUGGAGAGGGGACCACAGUGUGCAUGGAAACACACACACGCACACACGCCCCACAGCAACACUGUGACCAGCACAAACUGCUGUCGAGGCUGUUGUGAGGGCAACGGAGGCAGUGUGACAUGACGCUUGUAGGAUGCAGCUAUGGGGCAAGCUCCUUGCCUGUGCUUUAGUCUCCAGACUCUCUGAGGGCCGGGCCGUGGAGCAUGAGCUAGAGAGCAAGGAGGCCCUCGGCCUACAUGUGAAUCUGUGGGGAAGAGUCAUCACCUUUUGGAAAGCUCAUAAAAUCAAGAUACUUCCCCCCACACACACACACCCUGCCCCCCAACUGUGCAUGUUUAAGGGGAAAGGGGGUCUUAAGGCAAUGAAGUCUCUUGCCAAGUUGGGCUGGCUUCUUGGUUGGCGGGGAGGGGUCAGGGAUUGUGGAAGCUGCUGAAAUUGCGAGCAGAUGCCUGUCUGGAAAUGAAUGAAGCUUCUGGGUGCCAUUUCAGUGGCUUUAAACCCUUUUUGAAAAAGAGAGACCAUCUGUGACGAGGUGGAUUGCUCUCUUUUAACAAGAAAGAACGUCUCCGGCUCUUCGCAUGUUUCUUAGGGCAGCAGAACUGCCAGCCCUCUGACGAUGCUGUGAUGGCAUUUCACCUCAAGAGACUCCCUGUCGAACGACUUGUGCAAGUCUAGCUCAGUUGCUAGAAUGAUUUGCUUUUAAACCUUCGUUCCCAAAGAAAAGAGAUCGCUGUGGUCGGGCUGGGGUCUUCAGUAACUCCAGAGGAGCCUUGUUUUGGGGCAGGAAUUGAAGUCAGCCGUAGGAAACUUGCAAGCAGUUUGGCUGCCCCAUAGAAAUGGUCUCCAUUGGCCUCUGGGUCAAAGGGAUGACAUUUUAAUUGCCCCUAGAAUGGGGAUAACAUUCAGUACAUGCUUUUAAAGAGAAUAUGUGGGGCUGGGCAGAGAUGCUACUUGCUCUUGGAAUAUGUAACACAAAUACUCUACAGGUGAAAAUAUUUCUUUCUGGGGGGAUUAGAAAUGAUUAACGUCUUCAAUAGCUCCUAACUCUAUAUGGGCAAAAGCAACUACACAUUUAACACAAGUAUCCACAUUUAUAACCAUUUUUUAGCUGCAUUGCUAGAGACACCCAGAUCGCUUGACUUACCCAUCUGUAUAGCUUAGCGAGUUAAAGGGAAAAAAAGUUCUAGCUGGCAGAGUGAUUGCUUUUAAGCUGCAGUUGCUUUUUUUUUUUUAAGGAUGGAAACUUGUGUCCUUCUUUCCGAAUUUCCAGUGGUGGGAAGGCAGAGAAUGGAGUCGAUCCAAACAGCAGCAGCAGCAGCAGCUCAGCUGCCCUGCAGUUUCUCAUACAGGCAGCUACAAAACAGACUUCAUAGUUGAGGGUGAAGAGAAGUGGGGAGGAAAGCGUCUUGGUUUUCUGUCAUUUCAGACUGUGUGACAGCCUGUUAUUUACAGAUCGAUUAAAAAAAAAAAAACAUACCAUGAGGACUAGUGGAAUGAACUUACUGAUAUAUGCAAAUCCUACCAUUAAGCUACAGGUUUUCUGGGGGGAGGGGGGAGGACUUGGGGGCAGGAGCACAGGAACUCUGGAGCAUAGAAGCUUAAUUUAUUGUGGCUUUUUUCUCUCUUGGCAAAAAAAAAAAAAAAAAUUGGAACCCCAAAGGUGGCUUUGUACCGUGUGUGUGUGUAUUUCUUCUUUUUGCAAACUUAAGAACAUGACGAUGAUGUGAAAAAAAAGCAGCAAAACUUCUGUGUACAUUCUUUUUGAUCUCUUUUUUGUUCAUUUGUUUGUUUGUUUCAUUAUUAUUAUUAUUAUUAUUUUCUGUGAAGGCUUUUUUUUGUCUUUGUAACUUUGCAUUAUUUGUAAAUGAAAUGUAAUAAAGUUCAGCUGUUUUUCUCUCUG